Messenger RNA from Pyricularia grisea, 1698 nucleotides. RefSeq lists its product as uncharacterized. Bases 1 to 1698 code for a protein of 565 amino acids. The record is from RefSeq and is a predicted model, not a curated record. The transcript is spliced from 2 exons. NCBI's taxonomy places the organism in Eukaryota, Fungi, Ascomycota, Sordariomycetes, Magnaporthales, Pyriculariaceae.
AUGGAAACCCUCCCGGCGUCCAUUGUUGGGUUUCCCUUGUUGCUUGCUCAGCGCCGCUCCAGUCUCUACCUGCUCCUUUGUUGCUCUGAUCUUCAAGUCAUCACCGACACAAUGGUGAACACACGUACUCUAUUCUCUCUAUCCCUCCUCGCCUCCGCCACCCUUGCAAAUGUCCUGGGUGGCGAGGAGCAGUGUGACUGCCCACUCGAAAAGCGGGUGGUGCGUUACAUUGUUGUCGAGAUGCCCGACCAAGAAGCUCCUGUAGAGGAGCUGCCAGAAGAGGUUGUUCGCGGCGGCGUCGAAACUCCCGUCAACACUACUACGACUUUCCCGCCGUGCAAGGCCCCUGACGUCGACACCUCAGACAAGAAGAACAUCAUCCCGGCACCCCAGGUCACCCUGUUCUACGGCGAUGACGGCAGCAAGCCCACUUCUCCCCCGUUCGCCAACAGCACUACCGGUCACAACACGACGGUACCUGCGCCUCAGGGGUCUAUCAACAUGACCUUGACAACCAACAACUCCUUCGUCGCUCUCGAGUACAUUGACUCCAUCACCAAGGUCAAGUGUUCCAAGGACCUCCUUACCGUCAAGUUCUCAGACAUGGAGGCUUUUGACAUCGCCGCCAAGAACUGGGAGUCGCUUGAAUCUGGCCUGAUCAUUGUCACCAACGGCCAGGGCAACUGCAAUGACGAGUUUGAACGUGGCUUCUUCAAGGUCGAUGAUGUCAAGCCCAAUCAGGAUGACCUGUCUAUCACCUGCACGGCCUCCUCCCAGAAGAUUGAGCAGGUCGCCGACACUUGCGAGAUGACAUUCUCGUCGCUGCCUGCCGCCACCCUUCGCAAGCGCAUCAACCUCAACCCCAGCACCUCACUCUCAUUCAAUAGCGCCCUUCCCGGAAACACGACUCUGCUGGACUUGGAACCGUACCUCGAGAUCACUGCCGAUCAAGCCUCUUUCGACUCUACUGUUACGUUCUCCGGCAAGCUCAACUACGACUUUUGGAGCUUCAAGCUCAAGGAACUUUACUUCGAUCUCGAUGCCAACUUCAAGGCCGAUGUCGCACUAUCGGCCAGCGUUCAAGCUGCCUAUGCGCAAAACUUUGAGUAUUCUCCUGAUGAUCUCGAGUACACCCUCAUCAACGUCCCUGGUGUUGUCGCCCUUGGCCCCGGUGUCGCAUUCGGGAUCGGCGUCAAUCUUUCCACAUCUGGUGCUGUGGAUGUCCACACCGCGCUCGGUGUAGCCAUGCCCAGUGGAAAUGUCCACAUCGACUUAGUCAACAAGGACCGAGGCACCACCGCCACUGGGUGGGACCCCAAGUAUACUGCUGCCGCCAACAUCUCACAAAAGGCCGAGGUCGACGCCGACGUCUACGCCUCCUUGACCGUGUCAUUGGCCAUUAAGGUUCUGGGUGGAUUAGUCGAUCUCUCUACCGGACUGACGGCUCAACCCCGCAUCAACAACCGCUUCACGCUCGACGGGAACCAACAGCUGAGCGUUGGUGGAUCCGCCACUACCAAGCCUGUCGGCAGUGUCCUGCAGCCUGUUUCCGGCCAGGCCGGAUGCGGGCAGGGCGUCGGCAUCAAGUCUGACUUUUUAUUCAAGCUGAAGGGUUUCAUCACCAAGUACUGGUCGCAAGACCUCUAUGGCGUGGAGGUUCCCAUCGUCAACCAGUGCUACAACUUCACUCAGCAGUAA